Messenger RNA from Eutrema salsugineum, 1231 nucleotides. Its product is annotated as dehydrodolichyl diphosphate synthase complex subunit NUS1. Lineage: Eukaryota; Viridiplantae; Streptophyta; Magnoliopsida; Brassicales; Brassicaceae. Bases 261 to 1028 code for a protein of 255 amino acids. The record is from RefSeq and is a predicted model, not a curated record. Gene Ontology annotation, cellular component: dehydrodolichyl diphosphate synthase complex; endoplasmic reticulum membrane. Gene Ontology annotation, molecular function: ditrans,polycis-polyprenyl diphosphate synthase [(2E,6E)-farnesyl diphosphate specific] activity. The transcript is spliced from 8 exons.
CUCAGACGCUGAGAUACAGAGUUAAUUUCGCAACACACUUAAUUUGCUAAGGUUUAUACGAACUAUCACAAAACAAUAGGAUUCUGGGUUUGAUCCAGAGGCUAAUAGAUCCUCGAAAGUGUGUCCUUUUUCUCAUCUUGCCUCCCAAAAUUCUUCCUUUUUUCCGAUCCCGAUCAUAAAGGAAGGAGUUAUUCGAAGUUUGGUCUGUAAGCAUCCCUAACACACGCAGCGUUGUUUACGGAGACAUCCACUUCUUAUAUAUGGAUUUCGAUGAUCCGAUGCUGCUCCUGAGUUCCUGGAUUGGCCAAAUUGGUGAUCUUGGUCUUGAUUUGCUAUGGCGUUUCAUACACAUUGUUGUAAGCUUAUGGCAUAUUGUCUCUGGCAUCUUUGAGGCAAUCGAAAGCUAUGCGAUAUCAUUUGGAUUGAUUCAAAAGUACAAUUCCAUCGAUCUUGAGAAGCUCCGGUGUCUAGCUGUUGUGGUGGACAUCGAAGUAGCUCGAGAUGUUUCCAAGGUCAUUGAGCUUUUGCAAUGGCUAACGACCAUUGGGGUGAAACAAGUUGGCCUCUUUGACUCGCAAGGUUUAUUGAAGAAAUCCAAGGAUAUGAUCCUUGAAAUGGUUCCGGGUUCGAUGUUGUUACAGGAGACUGGUGAAAAUAUUUUUUCGCCUGAUCGAGAGCGCAUUGCUAUAGAAUUCAUUUCGUCUUCCGACAAUAAAGAAGCUGUUGUGAAAGCAGCCAACAUACUACUUCAGAAACACUUGAUAUCCAACCAUCCCGAGAACGAUAAAGGGGAAAACGUUUUUACAGAGUCUCAUUUGAACGAAGCAUUAAGAGUUGUUGGUGAGAAUGUACACGUGCCUGAUCUCUUGCUAGUUUAUGGACCUGUAAGGAGCCACCUUGGUUUCCCUGCUUGGAGACUUCGAUACACUGAGAUAGUACAUAUGGGAUCUUUGAAGCAUAUGAGGUAUGGUUCCCUUUUGAAGGCAAUCCACAAAUUCACAUGGGUGCGCCAAAACUAUGGGGCUUGAUGGUGAUGGUCCGGGCGCAGAUGGGUUAUAGAGAGCAGAGCUUCAGAAAUGAAAUUUUGGUUUGUGAUUGACAUAUUUAUCGUUCAAAGGAGACACUUAUUGGAGAGCUUAAUAUUCAGUGCUGCCGCCUUUGUUGCCAUUGUUCAUUUCCUGUUCUGACAAUUCUAUGUUACAGAUUCAUUACCCAAACGACAUAUGCGUUA